Molecule: messenger RNA, 373 nt
Organism: Staurois parvus
Lineage: Eukaryota; Metazoa; Chordata; Amphibia; Anura; Ranidae
Source: the annotation of a GenBank genome assembly
UGUGCUGUGUCCCUCGGACACAGUGGAUCACCGAUCCACGGAAAGAGACGAAGAUGUCGGCUCAGUCAUGUGAUCGGCUGUGUCCAAUCACAGCUGAUCGCUGAUCAUCAGAGCACAGAUGAUCAGUGUGCCCCGAUGAUCUGUGUAGCCCCAGCAGCGCCACCUGUCAGUGUCCAUCAGUGCCAGCUCUCAGUGCUCAUUCAUGCCACCUGCCAGUGCCACAUAUCAGUGCCCAUCUGAGCUGCCUUUCAGUGUCACCUAUCAAUGCCAGUCAGUGCCCGUCAGUGCCGCCUAUCAGUGCCGCCUAUCAGUGCCCGUCAGUGCCGCCUAUCAGUGCCUGUCAGUGCCGCCUAUCAGUGCUGCCUGUCAAUGC